Cordyceps fumosorosea ARSEF 2679 is the source of this 1029-nucleotide messenger RNA. Its product is annotated as alcohol dehydrogenase. Lineage: Eukaryota; Fungi; Ascomycota; Sordariomycetes; Hypocreales; Cordycipitaceae. The transcript has a single exon. Gene Ontology annotation, molecular function: oxidoreductase activity; zinc ion binding. The record is from RefSeq and is a predicted model, not a curated record. Bases 1 to 1029 code for a protein of 342 amino acids.
AUGUCUUCCUCCCUCCCUUCCACCUACAAGGCCGUCGUCAUCGAAAAAGCCAACGGGCCCUUCUCGAUCGUCCAGCGGCCCCUGCGCGCGCCCGCCGCCGCCGAGGUGCUCGUCAAGGUGCUGGCAUGCGGGGUGUGCUUUAGUGAUGUCGCCAUUGCCAGCGGCGAGAUGGGCAGCCACGUCUUCCCGCGCGUCCCCGGCCACGAGAUCGUCGGCGACAUCGUCUCCGUCGGCGACUCCGUCACCAACUUCCAGGUGGGCGACCGCGUCGGCGGGCCCUGGCACGGCGGCCACGACGGCACCUGCCGCGCCUGCCAGCGCGCCCAGUUCCAGAUGUGCGACAACGAGCUCGUCAACGGCUACAGCAAGGACGGCGGCUUCGCCGAGUACGUGCUGCUGCGCGCCGAGGCCGUCGCGCGCGUGCCCCGCGACAUGGAGCCCGCGCAGGUGGCGCCGCUGCUCUGCGCCGGCGUGACGGUGUUCAACGGCAUCCGCAAGCUGCGCGUCGAGCAGGGCGCGCUGGUCGCCGUGCAGGGGCUCGGCGGCCUGGGCCACCUGGCCGUGCAGUACGCGGCCAAGAUGGGCUACGAGGUCGCCGUGCUCUCCUCGGGCGACGACAAGGCCAACUUUGCGAAGCGGCUCGGCGCCCACCACUACAUCAACACCAAGGCGAAGGAUGCCGCGGAGGAAUUGAGGAAGCUCGGCGGCGCCGCGAUUGUGGUGCAGACGGCGCCGAAUCCCAAGGUGGUGGGGCCGCUGGUGAAGGCGCUGGCGCCGGAGGGCAAGCUGCUGAGCUUGGCGCCGGUCGGGCCGGUCGAGUUUGACACGGUGUCGCUGGUGCUCAAGGGCGCGAGCGUGCAGGGGUGGCCGAGCGGGCACGCGCUGGACAGCGAGGAGGCGAUCCGCUUCGCGAGCACGCACGGGGUGAAGUGCAUGGUUGAGAAGUAUCCCUUCGCGGAUGUGCAGAAGGCGGUGGACAGCUUGAUUGCCGGGAAGCCCCGGUUUCGCAACGUCCUGGUCAUGGACUAG